AUGGGUAUCUCAGAAUCUACUCCAGAUAAUACGCAAGAAGUAGACUAUAUGAGACCAGAAUACUUCUUUUCCGUGCAUAAUAUCGAGAAUAUACGCAAUGACUUCAAAAAAGUCGUUCAACUCGCUAAAUUAGGACAGACUCUUCCAGAUCCAGUUCUCCUAUCAACAGUUAUUGAAAAAAUACUGGCUGGACAACGCAGCAACAUCGAAGAUCUCUCGCAAAAAAAUGUCGAAAAAUUAUUUUUCGAACCUUUAAUUGCAGAUUCAGAUUCUCAUAUAGAAAGAGCAAAGACAUAUAAUAAAUACUUCGAUCAUAUGACAAAUUUAAUCUCGAAAGCUAUAGAUGAAGAAGAAACUCAAUUAAAUACUCGACUUACAGAACUAGCCAAAAAUUUCAUAUCUCUUAAUAAAACAAGAUCAACGUCAACGCGAAUCCUCGAGUCAAUUUUAUCUACAAGCUUCGAAGUAAUUUUUGAUAAUCUUGAUAUUUUAACUCCGCAAGAUAUUAUCAACUUUUUAGAUCAAGCAUUAGGAAUGCUUAAAGUCGAUAGCGAAAAAAGUCUCAAUGGAAUCUCUUCUCCCGUUAUUCAAUCUUUAUUACGUUUUGCGCUUAAAAUAGGAACAUAUCCGUGCUUUCAAACAAUAGAAAUUCAAUGUAGAAUUGUCACAUUUUUAUUUAAACUCGGAUUUGCGCAGUCAAACAUCAGUGGCUGCAUAUCAGCAUUAACUUACUUAUUAACGCUUCCUCCAAGUGGAGAAUUCGCUAUAGAUAUACCAGAUGUCCGAAUAGAACUCUUCGGAAUCUCCAAAAACGAAGAAUUUUCAUCAGGAGAAGGAUUCCAUUUUCAACCUAUCGAAGAAAGGAAAUUUACUCAAAAAACUUUCAAAUGCAUCAUCGAAAAUUUAUCAUACAACCUAAUGCGCGACUUAAAUACCCAUAUUGAAGGGUUAUUAAAUGGAUCAAUCACUCAUUCAGGCGAAUUCUUCUCUUUCGUCGCUGAUUCGAACGACGAAGUCAUCUCAUUGUCAUUGAGUCUCGUAGAACGCGCUUAUUCCACUGAAAACUACACAAAAAAUUUAAGAAACGAAUUAAUUACUUUAGGACUUAAAAUAAUUUCAUUGAACAUCUUCAAAUACUGCCUCAACUUCUCAAGACCAGAACGGAUGGUCGAGGAAAGCGAUAUCUCUUUAUUUAACAAAAUUAUUGAAAUUAUUGAAAAAUGCACUUUUUCAGAGUUUGCUCACGAAUCGAGUGGAAUAAUCGAGGCAUCGAUAAGCAUCAUUGCGUUUUCUUUCAGAUUUUUGUAUUUCCCGAAUUUCAACAGAUUUACAAAUUAUAUUCAGAAAAUUUUAGCUGAUGAAGUACUAUGCGAACAGUUUAUGAAGAAUGUAUUCGUUUUCUUAGAUAGAUCUCCUUUAGUUUACAUGUUUUGCCCUAAAUUUAUAGAAUUUCUUCCAAAAUACGCUACAAAAGUUGCCAUUUUGAACACAUACAUAUCCGCUCUUAAUCUACUCACGAGCGAGCUCCAGUACAUCGAAAAUGGCAACGCAAAACAGAACGGAGAGUUAAUUGCUCCAUUAGUAUCAGCAUCGAUGGAAUUAGCGGCCAAUUUAAUCAAAGAAAAUAAUCUUGAAGAUGGUAUUUACCUUUUAAAGCAUAUUAUAUUUAGAAUUGUAACAAUCGAUACAUUUCCUUUAAUUGCAGCGGGAUUCUUAUCGCAUGUACAUGAUGUCGUUGAUAUACUAGUACAGAGAUGCAAGAUGAACCCUAAUUCUGUAAAAGCUGAUUGCGAUUUCCAGAGAAUUGUACCUCAAGAGUUUUCUGUAAAGAAGAUAAGCCAGAUUAUCGAAACUCCCCACAAUUACCCAGACGAGGACUUCAGGGAAUGGCUCCUCGAUUUCAAAGGAGCUUCAAGUAUCAACUUUAGAUUCGAUUCUAAGUGCCACACUGAGGCAGGCAACGAUGUUUUGAAAAUUUACGACUCACUGAAGGACGGCAAUGUACUCCAUACCUUGAGCGGAAGCUCUAGUCAAUGGCCACAGUCAUUAGACGUUCCAUUCUCUCAAGUAAGAGUCACAUUUCAAUCCGACCAAUCAGUGAAUUUCUGGGGAGUCAAAUGCGAAGCUUCUGCGUUGAUUCCGAAGCUAGAACACCCUCCUCAAUUUGAUGCUUCACUUUUCUUCCUUAAUUUCAUAUUCUAUACUACAGGAAGACUGCUCCUGAUCAAGUUGCAAUCAUUAGAACUCGAAAGCCAGGAAACGGAGUACAGAAACGUGAUAGAAUCAAGAUUUAUCCAAAAAUCAAAAGUGACAAAAAUUUCUGAAGAAGAAAAAAUUUUAUUGGAUAAAAUCAUCAAUGAAGAAAACAAUCUGAAGUUCGUAGAUCACAUGAACAGUGUUGUCAAGUCACUGCACAGAGCCAAACAGUCUCCUGAGAAUUCUUUGGCUGAAAAAUACAUAAUUUCAAGUUUAUUGUAUCAAUUGAACUUAUUAGGCGAAUGCUCAGCAAUACAAAGCAAGCUCGAGAAAGACGAGAAGGUUGACAACAUUUCCAAUGAAUUAAAGCACGUUUGGAGGAUAUUUAACAAAAUAAAAUUAGAUAUGUUCCAAAGUGCCCAGAAAACAGCCAAAUUAGAAGGAGAACCUAAAACUAUGCGCGAGAACUACCCAGAAUUCCUCAAACAAAUAGUUAUGAAGUGUAAAAUUUUAUUAAAUUCCCAAUCCAUCAACAAAAACGACCAAAAUAACCAGAUCUUAGAGGAUUUGAGGAACUUCAUAACGAGCGACGUCGAAAUGGAGCGCAUUAACCACAUAAUUGACAGAAGAUCGAAGAGAUUAUUGAUAAGAAGAGAAACAAUUGACUUUUUAAAGGAUAUUAUCUGUGAUUCUGGGUUAUUUGGGACAUCCAAGAUCAGUGUUAUCCUUCCUUUGCAUCAGGCACUAUCUAUUGUUGCGAAUAUCAGUGAUGUCAAAGGAGUUUCGGAAGAUGAGAUAAAUGAUUUGUCAAAAUCUUUCACGACAUUGUUCCAAAAGAUAGUAGACAGGAUUGUAGAGACAUCUGGAUCAUAUCUCUCGUUAAUUUUGUUACAAAUUCUGGCUGUUCCCACUCAAAAUUUGAUUUCUCAUGCAAAUUUGGAAAAAAUGACGAUAGAAUUGGCAAAAUUUACUAGAUCUGUUCUAAAAAAGCAGAUAGAAGGAAUCAUCGCGUACAGGAACUCCUGGAGAUUGAUUGCCGUAUGGUCAAUAAAGAAUCCAACAGAAGAAAUAGUUAAAACACUCUUCCAAUUCGCAACAGAUCCGAAAAGUGAAAGUUGCCAACAUAAAGCACUUUACAUUUUGUCACUUUUGACACAAAUGAAAGCCAUUCCAUUGGCCGAUCCAUCGAAUGUCAUAAAGAUCAUGAAGGAUGCAACACCGAGAGUCAUUGUUGCGACAUUCGUUUGGCUUGAACAAAUCGUUGUAAACCUCGGAGAAGAAAUAAAUUCUUUCUCAGCAACUUUUGAAGGAAAAACGAUGAAUUUUGACGGUUUCAUUGAAUUUAUUUUUGAAUGCAUUGGCUCAACAAUGUGUGGCAUGAGUUGCCAAGUUAUUAAAGAGUCGUCAUCAUUCCAGAGCCAUCAUGUUGUUGUCCAAGAAAUGAUUGCUUUCAUAAGACUUUGUUCUAGAAAGAAUUCAACGAUAAGAGAGAAAAUCAUCAGACAACUUCACUCUAAAUUCGAAAGUUUCUCACAUGUCGUUGAUUUCUCGAACUUAGACUUAUAUUCCAUUAAAAUUUUGACUUCACUUUUCUCCAUUCUUGGCUUUGAAGUCACAAUGUAUUCUCCACAUGGAUAUGGUGUUUAUACAAGUGGAAAAGGCGCAGAACAACAGAUUGUUAAGAUAAAUACAUAUGAUUCCAUCACGAGUAAGAUGAGAGUUAUUCCUGUUAACGAGACAGACGAAUUAGUGAAUGAAACUGAUGCCGAUUAUGUUAUUCCUUCUGCGAGAAUUCCUGUUAAUCCAUUAGAUUUCGAUUUAACAAAUGAUGAAAUGAAAGUUAUAUCGAAUUUCCACAAUUACGCACAGGAAUACUUGAAGAAAAACAAAACACAGAAUUAUGUUACAGAAUUCUGCAUUGCAAACUUCUAUUGUUUCCUUCCUGUUAUAUUACAAUCACCUCGUAAUCUCACUUUGUUCAUGAACAUGUUUCCUGUUGAUUCUCUCUAUAAAAUGGCAUCGACGUCAACAAAUGCUUCUAAGAUAGAAUCCAUUGGAAGAUUGAUGCAUAAAAUCUGUAGAGCGAGUUCAAGAAGUUAUGCAUUGAAUAAGGCAGGCAUUGAAGAAGUUACAAGUAAUUUAUUACCUUAUAGUUUAGUUUUUGAUCAUCCAAGUUGUUUGUCUUUUGUUCCUUUGAGAUUUGGAUCAGUUAAUGACAAUCUUUUGAAAUCAAUUUUGAAAGAUGAAUGUAUAUUUGUUGGUGAAACUCCUAUGCCGAACACUGUUUUGUUCUAUUUCGAAAUAACAAUUAAAACUAUUUCGAAUCAGAAUUUCCAACUCGGUUUAAUGGAGUCUUCAUCAACAAUUUUAGAACAUUCUCUUUAUACAUUUGAUUUCAAAGCUUGUCUGCCAAGAGCCAAAUUCCUUGGCGAACACACACCAACGGAAUCAAUAAAGAUAAAGGCAGGAGAUGUUAUUGGAUGCGGAUACACGAGAGAUUCUGUUUUGUUCUUCCAUAAUGGAUCGCCAAUGAAAUCAGCGAUUCCUGUCACUUCUAUUUCUGAUUUCGUUCCUGUUUUGAUAACAAACAAAUGUCCAAUGUCACUGACAUAUAACUUCGGCGAACAACCAUUUGUUGCUGAUGUUAUUUCCUCUCCUUUGUUUGAUAUCAAAAGUGAUUGUUUGAGGAGAAUUGAUGUACCAAUUCCUACGCAAAUCAAUUACCAAUUACCACAAGGAAACAGUUUAGAAGAUUUCGAUAAAUUCGUUGAAAAUGGUGCUGCCAUUUGGGAUGUUCCUAUCCAAUAUUCCAAUGACAAACCAGGAAGUUUCCACACUUCAACGAAUAACCAUGAAAUAUCAAGUGAUUUGUACACAGAAUUCACUUUGAGAGAACCACAGCAACAUGCGGCCAAUUUCAUGCUUGGACAGCCAGUAAUGAUUGCAAGGAGAUCAUUGAAUCAACAGCAAUCUCUUUCCAAGUCAUUUAAGUUCACUCCUCCUGAAGUUGACAUGAGAAUGAACAAAUUCGGAACAAUCACUGAAAUUGUUCACGAUAAAAAUGAUAUUGACCAAUUAACUGUCCAAAUUUUGGAUCCUGGAUUAGGAGAAUCUUCUUCUGUUGUUGUUGAUUCGAGGUUUGUUGAUCCAAUUAAUUGCAAACUACUCUAUAUUUCUCAACAACAUUCACAUCAAAGACUCCUAAGUCCAAAAGGAAAUCCAAGACAAAGAUUUAUCAUUUUGAAAGAAAUGAGGUCAUUGCAAUUUAAAUUGAUGAGAAACUUGAGUCUUUACAUGUCAAGAUACACAGCAAUGAUCAUCUUCAAUCACGUGAGAAUCUCAGGAAACGUUAAAUCCCUUGAAAACGAUUUAGUUAUUAAUAUUUUCAAGUUGUUUGUUCUUGAAAUCGCCAAAUUCACUCCAAAUAUCAAUGUCCACAAAGAAUGGGAUUCAAAGGAGACAACAAACGUGAACAUUUGCGAAGAAGAAAGUGUAAGAAGCGUUGUUAGUCAUGAUGACCCUGUUUAUACAUGUCCUGGCGAUUUAAAGAAGUUCAACAGACUGAUAAGAGCUUUCUUGAUGUCGAAAGAAGUGAGAGAAAGUCAAUUUUUGGAGAUUUUGAUUCAAUCUCUUUUGGUUAACUUGAAUUCUUCAACAUUAUGUGUUGCAAGUGACAUAUUCGAAGUGAUCAAACCAUGUAAGAUCAUUGAAAGUUGGCAUCCAAUGCCGUUGACAUCGAUUCACACGAAAAUCCAUGUUCCAAAGAAUUCCGUUGGUUUCAUUCCUGUCGUACAUCCAUUGCAAUCCAUUGGAGAGAACAGCAUAAAGAUAGGAAACUGUUCUUAUUUGGAUUGCCACUCAGACACACAGUUAUUCACAAAUGACACAGAGAUAAACUACGACGGAAGAGAAAGCAAAGAUUUAUACGGCCUGAAAAUCGGUUUCUUUGUUGUUCCAAGGAGAAUUCCUGAUAGAUACAACGGAACUCCUUUAGGAGCAAUCCAUUGCUUGAUGUACGUUUUAAGUCAUGUUUUCUCUUAUUCAUCAAUUCCAGAGAAAUUCGUGAUGUUCAUCAAACAAAAAGUUUUCACACAAGUAACAAAUGCAAUUGGUGUCGGAAACUUUUUCGUUGAUGUAUUCAGUGGCGCUGUUUUAGCUCCGAUUUUGACAUCAUUAGAUUGGCAAAUCAGAGACUUAACACCACAAAUCAAAGCUGCUUUCGACGGCUUCAGUUCUCGCUACGAAUACACCAUCAAAGAAUGGGCUCCUUUGAGUUAUCACGCCCAGCAGUCAUUAGUCAUGAGAGUUUUCACGAAACUGUUAGUUUUAGACACAAUGGCUGCCGACAUCACAGAUGUCAAUGACAAAGAGAAGAUUGCCAAUCUUUAUGACGCGUAUAUUCAAGCAGCAACUCCUGCGAAAGACGCAACAGUUUUCGAGCAAAUGACACAUGCAUUUGCAAUUUUAUGCGCAUUAGGAUUUAGUCUUCAAAUUCCAAUUAAAUUCCCUGCGUAUAUUAUUGCACAAUGUUGGAGUGAAUCAUUUGAGUUGAACUCGAGUUUGAAGAUCUCCGAGAAAAUUCAUUAUUGCGAGUUCCAAUCCAUGAAAGAAGCAGAGAUAAGACUUGCGGAAGAAAGCCAUUUGCCACCUGAUUGCGUCAUUGCAAUUGAGCCAACAGUUGGAGAUGUAAUUUUUGUUUCUCCUGGAGAAAGUAUUCUUUCAACUCCUUCAUUCACAACCCGUGUUGUUUCUAAGUCAGGACACGAAGAAUACGAUGGACAUGAUGAAUUUUAUUUCAUUCUUUCUAUAACUUGCACACCUUUGACACAUGAAGCGAAAAGAAAAGUUUUCGUCGACCAUUACCAAAAAUUCUUGAGAGAUGCAAACAUGAUGUCAAAGAACUGGCACUCAAGAUACGACGAAACACUCAGGAAGAUCUUGAAAUCGGAUCCAAGUCUGUUCACAAAAGUUCCUUUGAAGAUUCCUGCCUUAGUUUUAGCAUCGAAUCCAAGCAUUGCAACGAUUUCUCAACAACUCUUAAGAUGCAGAGUUUUCUUGUUCUAUUCUUUGGACCAAUGCAUCGGAGACAUCGUCAAAGUCGUUGAGUUCGGCAGUGAAGGAUCAUUGCUAAACAACAUCUUCAACUCUUGCAGAGCAGCUGUUGCAACACAGUUCAAGAUGAAGACAUUGGAGAACGUUGUUUUGAACGGAAGAAACGACGACAUGCCUCUUCCUUUCUACAGAUUCAACAGGUUCAAAGCUGCAUUGCACAGAGCGAGACCAACGAAUCCGAAUGGAGAAUCGAUUCUCUCACAGUUCAUCCAUCAAACAACGAUCGAAAAAAUCCCAGCAUUGAAGAGAGCGAGUGUUCCUUGGAGAGUCGAUUUAGUUGGAGAAGGAGCAACGGAUUUAGGUGGUCCAGGAAGAGAUUUGUUCACGGAAGCAUGCAUGGAAAUCAUGGAUCCUUCAAUGCAGUUGUUCAUCCAGACACCAAACAAAAGAAGAAAAAUCGCUACAGCGCAGGAUUACUUGAUUCCAAAUCCUUCUCCUUUAACUCCUCAAUCUCGCGAUUUCUUCUUUUACGCUGGUGUUUUGAUGACAAUUUGCUACACGUCAAGAUUACCUGAACCAUUUAAAUUCGCAAGAUUCGUGUGGAACAGCCUCACGCAAAGACCUGUUACAUUGGAUGACAUUUAUGAGAUCGAUUCCAACUUCAAACAGUUCAUUCUUUCGAUUGAAAACAGUUCUUCCAUGUCUCCUCAGGACUUCCAUUCCACGUACAUGCUGAAUUUCACUGCAGAGAACUCUCUUGGAUCGAUUGUUGAACUCAUUCCUGGUGGAUCUUUGGUACCUGUAACAUUCGACAGGAGAUUGGAGUUCCUUGCAAAAAUAAAGAAAUUCAGAGUCAAAGAAUUCAAUGAAAGUUUGGAACAAUUGAGACGUGGUUUUAACUUUUUCUUCCCCGCUCCUGCUGCUUCGAUUUUAGCUCCUUGGGAACUAGAACUAAUCAUCUGCGGAGAUAACGAAUGCCCAAUAGAAGACAUGAAGAGGAACUGCAGCUUCCCUGCAAACGAUCCUUCAUCAACAAUGCUUUGGGACGCUUUGGAAGGUUUCACUCCUGAAGAAAGAAUGUUGUUUAUCAAGUUUGGAACGGGAAGAAUGGGAUUGCCACCGCCUGGCUCGAAGUGGAUGACGCCUCUGCAGAUACAAUUCAAGAUGUCUGAGGCCCAGGAUGCCCAGAAACCUUUACCAACUGCAAUGACUUGCAAUUCAACAAUGAUUAUCCCAAGAUAUUCAUCAGUUGAAAUGAUGGCCAAAAAGAUAAGAACAGCUAUAACAUUUGGUGCUGAUAUACAACAAGAUCAUGCUGCUAACUUUGAUGAUGUUGUACAAUUCACAUAA
Trichomonas vaginalis G3 is the source of this 8598-nucleotide messenger RNA. RefSeq names its product guanyl-nucleotide exchange factor protein. The transcript has a single exon. Gene Ontology annotation, molecular function: ubiquitin-protein transferase activity. The record is from RefSeq and is a predicted model, not a curated record. Bases 1 to 8598 code for a protein of 2865 amino acids. Lineage: Eukaryota; Parabasalia; Trichomonadida; Trichomonadidae. Gene Ontology annotation, cellular component: cytoplasm.